Molecule: messenger RNA, 1773 nt
Organism: Fomitiporia mediterranea MF3/22
Lineage: Eukaryota; Fungi; Basidiomycota; Agaricomycetes; Hymenochaetales; Hymenochaetaceae
Exons: 13
Coding region: 1-1773 (590 amino acids)
Source: RefSeq, a predicted model, not a curated record
AUGAGCACUGGUCAUAAGCUCCCUCGUUUCUUGAACCUUCGACCAUACCAGGGUUCUACAAUGGACUUGGUGAUUGGCAUUGAUGUUGGGACAACGUUUAGCGGUGUUUCAUAUGCGAUCCUCAAGCCGAACAUUAUCCCAGAAGUCCAACCCGUGCCACGAUUCACUGGGCAAACCACAAGUGAUGCGAAAAUACCGUCAAUAAUGUAUUUCGACAAAGACUUGAACCUCAAGGCUGCAGGGGCAUCAGCAGUGAGCGACACGACAAUUAAUGUUGCUGAGUGUGAAGGGUGGAUCAAGGUCGAACAUUUUAAGAUGCAUCUCCGUCCAUCAAACAUGCGCAUUAAUACGAAUGGUCUGUCGCUAGGCACGUUGCCACCAAAGAUGACUCCAGUCGAAGCAAUGGGGCACUUUCUCCGCUACUUAUACAAAGAAACCAUUAACUAUAUAGAAAAGUACGAGCCACAUGGAUCUGAAUUGAUCAAGAGCUUCGAAGAACGGAUUUCAUUUGUUUUGAGCCACCCAAAUGGCUGGGAGGGUCUGCAGCAGCAGCGAAUGCGAAGCGCUGCGGUCUUUGGUGGAUUGGUGCCAAACGGUAUCACUGGACAUGCUCGGCUCAAAUUCGUCACCGAGGGAGAAGCAAGCGCACUCGCUUGUCUUGCAAAUGGUCUCUGUCCUCCGAACUUACAGCCUGGAUAUCGCUUCGUGAUUGCUGAUGCUGGAGGUGGAACUCUUGACGUUACAACGUACGAAAUCACACAAACAUCUCCAUUGCAACUCAGAGAGCUAACCUCGUCCGACUGUCGCUUUGCUGGUGGUGUAUUUGUCAACAAGGAGAUGUACAGGUUGCUGAAAGAAAGACUUCGUGGAUCACACUAUGACAAUCCAGAUGAAUUAGAUGAUAUUGUGGACAAGAAAUUUGAGCAAUCGCUCAAGCGAGAGUUCAGUAUCAACGACAAAGAAGGAACCUUGUGGAUGAAUAUUGGAUCUCGCUCUGAGAAUAACUCCAAAAUGGGUAUCAAGAAAGGCUAUCUGAGGAUAGAAGGGCUUGAGCUGCAGAAAUGUUUCCAAUUCUCUGUACUCAAUCUCGUCGAAUCCGUCAAGAGUCAGAUUAGAGCUUGUCAAGUUAAGACAAUUCCUGUGUGGUUAGUUGGCGGCUUUGCAGCCAGUCCUUGGAUUCUCGAGAAAGUAAGUGAAAUAUUAGGAGAACAAAGCAUUCCUGUUAGUCGCCCAGAUACAAACCUAGCCAAAGCUGUAGCAAAUGGCAAUGUUUUGUAUGCAUUGGACAAUACAGUCAAAAGGCGUGUCACCAGAGCAGCAUACGGAAUCAAGUGCAGCGUACUCUAUGACGCCUUCGACCCGGACCAUGUCCGACGCAAGCAUCUCUGCUUCGAAGACUUGGAAGGAGACAUAGUGCUUCCCUCACGCUUCAGCAUUAUUCUCCAGAAGGGCGUAGACGUACAAGAUUCGGAGAAGCAUGCAGUUCCGUAUACAUGGCUAGCUUCGAAUGCAUCAGAAACAAUGCACAAAUGCACACUGAUCCGCUAUAACGGACCUGAUCAUACUCCUACAUGGUAUGAUGAAAACAAAGCCGACUUUUCAAGGCUUUUUCAGCUAGAACGAAUGCACACAUACAAGAACAGGAGGUUCUGGCACAUUAAUUUUUCCAUUGAAAUUAGCUUCGGACAAGUAGAACUCCAAGCACGGAUUAAAUGGAUAGAGGAUGGUGUUGUACAUCAUGGCCCUGCUACCAUCUUUUAUGAAGAUGAAUAA